Elgaria multicarinata webbii is the source of this 2480-nucleotide messenger RNA. It is a transcript of the gene KCNJ13, whose product is annotated as potassium inwardly rectifying channel subfamily J member 13. Gene Ontology annotation, molecular function: inward rectifier potassium channel activity. The record is from RefSeq and is a predicted model, not a curated record. The transcript is spliced from 3 exons. Gene Ontology annotation, biological process: potassium ion import across plasma membrane; regulation of monoatomic ion transmembrane transport. The coding region runs from base 680 to 1777 and encodes 365 amino acids. NCBI's taxonomy places the organism in Eukaryota, Metazoa, Chordata, Lepidosauria, Squamata, Anguidae. Gene Ontology annotation, cellular component: plasma membrane.
UACCUAGCAAGUUUGAUCUAUAUUAUAUUGAUAUCUGCUACAAGUAGUAUGGUUUGCCAAUCCCAAAAUAUGGGUAUAAAAGCAAUUCUUAAAAGGAGUAAAGUGAAACAGAAAGCACACUUCACCUCAACCUGCCUGACUUUGAUUAGAAGAAAAUAUCUCUAAAAGUGUGAACUCUAAACAGCUACCACAACAAAAGCUGAAUGGAAAAGAGUUCUGAGGAACUGCAUUCCUUUGAACUUCCAAGUAAAACCUUAAGUAAGAUUAUGCAAACCUAAAAACCCCAUCCUGAUUAAGAGAAAAAAUGCACCCCUUUCUCCAAGUAAGUUUUUGUGGAUUUCUCCACAGCUGCUAGGGUAUGUGUUGGGUAAAGAAAGCUCUAACGAAUCAGCAUUCUUUUCCACAUGACCACAGCUAAUUGGCCCCCCUGCAGACCAAAUGACCAAUCACAUCAGCUUCAUAUGAAAACCAACCCCCCCACAUUAUAAACUGUGGAAUGAGACCUGUAAGCCCAUUUUGAACAAACAUCCUUCCAAACUAGUUGUCAAAAGGGUUUCUCUUUGUUGCAUUGGGAUCACUGUAUACAGAUUCAAGAUAGCUUGGUGCACUUUCCAUAUCCAAGACAUCCACCUUCCUCCCUUUCCCCGCCAGACAGAUAAAAGCUACAAAGAUACCGAAGAUGAGGACGGAAGUGAUAGAAGGCAACAACACCAAACCUAGUGCUCCUCUCCUGGCCCAACGGUACCCAAGAAUGGUCACUAAAGAUGGGCAUAGCACACUCCAGAUGGAUGGUGCCCAUGGGAAAGGCCUUGCAUACCUAAAAGAUGCUUGGGGAAUCCUAAUGGAUAUGCGCUGGAGAUGGAUGAUGCUGGUAUUUUCUGCUUCCUUUGUCCUUCACUGGCUUGUCUUUGCAGUGCUUUGGUAUCUACUAGCAGAAAUGAAUGGGGAUCUGGAGAUUGAUCAUGAUUCCCCACCUGAAAACCAUACGAUUUGUGUAAAGUACAUCACUAGCUUUACAGCUGCUUUUUCCUUUUCACUGGAGACACAGCUCACUAUUGGUUAUGGCACAAUGUUCCCAAGUGGAGACUGUCCGAGUGCAAUUGCUCUACUUGCUAUACAAAUGGUACUCGGACUGAUGCUGGAGGCCUUCAUCACAGGUGCAUUUGUAGCAAAAAUUGCCCGUCCAAAGAACCGAGCUCUCUCCAUCCGGUUUACUUAUUCUGCAGUAGUGACACACAGAGAAGGAAAGCCAUACCUAAUGUUCCAAGUGGCCAAUACUCGCCCGAGCCCACUCACCAGUGUUCGAAUUUCUGCAGUUCUUUAUGAAGAACGGGAAAAUGGUCAGCUGCAUCAAACUAGUGUGGAUUUCCAUCUGGACAGCAUCACUUCUGAAGAGUGCCCAUUUUUUAUUUUUCCCUUGACCUAUUAUCAUUCUAUAACUCCAUCAAGCCCUUUGGCGAUUCUCCUACAAAGGGAGGCUCAUCAUCAUUUUGAGCUAGUAGUUUUCCUUUCAGCCACACAAGAAGGCACAGGAGAAACAUGCCAGAGGAGGACAUCGUAUCUCCCAUCAGAAAUUAUAUUACAUCACCAUUUUGCCUCCAUGUUGGUUCGAGGUGCCAAAGGGGAGUAUCAGAUAAAGAUGGAGAAUUUUGACAAGACAAUCCCAGAACUUCCAGCAGCAGACUCCAAAAGUUCAAAGAGGACUGACAUGGAGAUCCGCAUCAAUGGACAGCACAUUGACAGCUUCCAGAUCUGUGAGACUCGUCUGACUGAAUAGACUUUGAAUGUAGAUCCAGGUGUUGUUGGUUUUUUUUAAAAAAAGAAUUGGAUUAGACUAUCAUGUCUUAAUUUUCCUCCCUGUUUUCUUGUGCUUUUUUUGUUCUAUAAUGCUUUUGACUUCAGAACAGUGUGCAGAACAAAGAGCAUAGUAUCCAUGUAACUGGAUGAAUCACUGGAGUAACUGCACAAAAACAGAGUCAGGGACAAGAACCACUGCACAAAUUCUGGGAAAACAGAAGUGCUACCUGCUGAAUUCACUAGACUAUGAUUAAAACUGCACUGACCCUGAAACAAGAGACUUUCAGACUUGGACAGCUCGUCAAAGGUCUAAUUAAAUGAUAUGAGGGUAAAUACUGUGGCAAAAUGGACAAAACUGUAGUAAAUUGUGUCAACUAAAAAGAAUUUUCAUCUGAAAAGCCCAAGAUCCCUGAGAUUCAUAGAAUCAGCCAUCUCUUGCCUUAUGGUUACAACAGAAUAUGCUGAUGUCUAAACAUGCUAUGAAGAAUGUUGCUAGUAUUUUCUGUGGCAAUGAAAUUGCAAUCCUGCUGUGCUUGUUUAUUAAGGAAAAUCACAAGCAUUUGCUGAAGCUCUUUGUUCCAGCAGCUAAGAACAAGUUCAACAUCCUUAGGCAGUUUUCUGAUGAAAGUGUAUGAAAAGCAUAAUGACAUGUGUUAGACUAAUAUUUUGUAUCGGGAUUAUUU